Molecule: messenger RNA, 1477 nt
Organism: Ictidomys tridecemlineatus (thirteen-lined ground squirrel)
Lineage: Eukaryota; Metazoa; Chordata; Mammalia; Rodentia; Sciuridae
Source: RefSeq, a predicted model, not a curated record
UUGUCUGGGGAUGCUUUUUUCCCUCUCCACACAUAACCUGGGCCUUCCUGCUUCUUGCACUUUCUCUGCUUUCAUUGAUUGUGGCUCUCACAGCUGGUGAUCAGCAGGGUUACUCAGGGAGCUGUUUUUUUUUUUUUUUUGAGUCAUUUAAUCGACUUUGUCUUAAGAGCAGAGAAUAAUAUUUUUCUCCUUUUACAAAAAUAUGAUUUUUACAUAAGUACAUCCCAAGAUAAUGGGAAUAGAUGGAAUUGAAAAAAAUGUACUCUUUGGCUUCUAAUGACGGUGUAAGAUUGAACCCAAGGGCCUGAUCUUCAUCAUGAGCAGUGGGUUUGAUUUUCCGUGAAGCUCACAGAUCUCUAGAACGUCCUCACCUCGCCUGACUGAAACUACACAUAUUGAACAGCAACUCUCCGACUCCUCCUCCUGUCCAGCCCCUGGCUACCAUCAUUGUUUUUCUGCUUCUAUGACUUUGAUUAUUCAAAUAGCUCAUCUGAGGAAGUGGAACUUCAGAGACACUUCUGAAUCUCUUCCCUAAAUCCAAGACACCAGAGAGCCCACCAACUCUUCCUCUAUCUGCCUUUCUGGGAGCCACCAUGUCACUGAGCGAUGUCGACGUGCAGAAGCAGAUCAAGCACAUGAUGGCUUUCAUCGAGCAGGAAGCCAAUGAGAAGGCAGAGGAAAUAGAUGCCAAGGCUGAGGAGGAGUUCAACAUUGAGAAAGGACGUCUUGUGCAAACCCAGCGACUGAAGAUUAUGGAGUAUUAUGAGAAGAAGGAGAAGCAGAUAGAGCAGCAGAAGAAAAUUCAGUUGUCCACCAUGAGGAACCAGGCAAGGCUGAAAGUCCUGAGAGCCCGAGAUAACCUCAUCUCAGAAUUGCUCAGGGAUGCAAAGCUGAAACUUGGUAGAAUCGUGGCGGACCCAAAAGUAUACCAGGAUUUGCUGGAUAAACUAGUGCUCCAGGCUCUGCUCCGAUUGCUGGAGCCCGUGGUGAUUGUGCGCUGCAGGCCACAGGACUUCCUCCUGGUGGAGACUGCAGUGCAAAAGGCCAUCCCUGAGUACCAGAAUGUAACCCAAAGAAAUGUGGAUAUCCACAUGGAUCAAGAAGAUUACCUGGGUGUGAAUGCCGCUGGAGGGGUGGAGAUCUAUAGCAGCAAUCGGAAAACAAUGGUUUCCAAUACCCUGGAAAGUCGCCUGGAUCUCUCAGCCCAGCAAAAGAUGCCAGAAAUCCGAAUGACAUUGUUUGGAGCUAAUCCCAACAGAAAGUUCUUUAUAUAAAGCUCUGGAAAGUGAAGCUUGGGUUAAACUGCCAAGUCAUUAAAAGUAAGUUAUUUGGGCAAAGGAAACUAGUAAUGUUUCCUAUUCUUUGAAAGCUCCAAUAUGGUCCUAUCUUCUUUCAUAAAAGAAAGCUUUCGCUUUGAAUAGCUAAAGGCCUUAUGUGUUUUUAACUUUGGAAUAAAGCUCAAGUUGAUGCUCAUAAA